Nanorana parkeri is the source of this 3654-nucleotide messenger RNA. RefSeq names its product HECT domain and ankyrin repeat containing E3 ubiquitin protein ligase 1 (gene HACE1). Gene Ontology annotation, cellular component: nucleus. The transcript is spliced from 24 exons. Gene Ontology annotation, molecular function: ubiquitin-protein transferase activity; protein binding. The record is from RefSeq and is a predicted model, not a curated record. Gene Ontology annotation, biological process: positive regulation of protein catabolic process; proteasome-mediated ubiquitin-dependent protein catabolic process; protein polyubiquitination. The coding region runs from base 31 to 2871 and encodes 946 amino acids. Lineage: Eukaryota; Metazoa; Chordata; Amphibia; Anura; Dicroglossidae.
UUCUACUGGAGGGAGCUGAGCUCCCCUAGCAUGGAGAGAGCUAUGGAACAACUCAAUCGUUUGACCCGAUCUCUACGUAGAGCCCGCACCGUGGAGCUUCCUGAAGAUAAUGAAACCGCAGUUUAUACCUUGAUGCCAAUGGUGAUGGCCGAUCAACAUCGGUCAGUUUCGGAGCUGCUUUCAAAUUCUAAGUUUGAUGUCAAUUAUGCCUUUGGAAGAGUUAAAAGAAGCUUGCUACAUAUUGCUGCCAACUGUGGUUCAGUGGAAUGCUUAGUUCUGCUUUUAAAGAGAGGAGCCAAUCCAAAUUAUCAGGAUAUUUCAGGAUGCACGCCUCUUCAUCUGGCAGCUCGCAAUGGGCAGAAGAAAUGCAUGAGCAAACUCUUAGAAUACAAUGCAGAUGUCAACAUUUGCAAUAAUGAAGGACUCACGGCUAUUCACUGGUUAGCUGUAAAUGGGCGAACUGAGCUCCUUCAUGACCUUGUACAACAUGUCACCAACGUAGACGUGGAAGAUGCAAUGGGACAAACAGCGCUACAUGUGGCAUGCCAGAAUGGACACAAAACUACUGUACUGUGCUUACUAGACAGUGGUGCAGAUAUUAACAGGCCAAACGUUUCAGGAGCCACUCCACUGUAUUUUGCAUGCAGUCACGGACAAAGAGAUACUGCACAGAUACUACUUCUACGUGGUGCUAAGUACUUGCCAGAUAGAAAUGGUGUUACACCAUUGGAUCUCUGUGUACAGGGUGGAUAUGGUGAAACCUGUGAAAUACUUAUACAGCAUCACCCAAGACUAUUCCAGACAUUAAUACAAUUGACUCAAAGUGAAGAUAUUCGGGAGAAUAUGUUAAGGCAAGUCCUGGAAUAUUUAUCACAGCAAAACGAAAGCCAGUAUCAGAAAAUACUUACAAGUCUUGCAGAAGUUGCUACUACAAACGGCCACAAACUCUUAAGUCUCUCUAGCAGUUAUGAAGCUCAGAUGAAGAGUCUGCUGUGCAUUGUCCGGAUAUUUUGCCACGUUUUUCGCCUUGGCCCCUCUUCCCCCAGUAAUGGAAAUGACAUGGGCUACAAUGGGAACAAAACUCCAAGAAACCAGGUGUUCAAGGUCAGAAAAGUAUAUGACGUUUUUAGGAAGAUAGACGUAAAAGAGAUGAAUAUGACAAAGCAUGCAAUCAUUUAUCAGACCCCUUCUUCACAGGACCCCUUAGAAUUACUUUGGCAUUCUUUAGAUGAAUGGUUAGUGCUUAUAUCUGCUGAACUGACUAAAAACAAGAAAACAUCCACAUCCACCAAUAUUGCCAGCUUUUUGCUGAAACAAAAGCCAGUGAAUCAACACGAUAUUCCUCUAGCUCAUCAGUCGGACUUUGGAGCAGACGGGAGCCCAGAACAUCUUUCAGUAUCACCAAGCACAGGACACUUUGUGAGCUGUGAAGCUGCCGUGAAACAGGAAGUUGUUGCAGAUGGUCAGGACGUUAUCUCAAUGACAGCAAAUAGGCUCAGUGCUGUCAUUCAAGCCUUCUAUAUGUGCUGUUCUUGCCAGAUGCCUCCCGGAAUGACUUCCCCGCGUUUCAUUGAAUUUGUGUGCAAUCAUGAUGAAGUUUUGAAAUGUUUUGUUACACGGAAUCCCAUAAUCAUAUUUGACCACUUCCAUUUUCUUCUGGAGUGUCCAGAGCUGAUGUCAAGAUUUAUGCACAUAAUAAAAGCCCAGCCUUUUAAGGAACGGUGCCAGUGGUUUUACGAACACCUACACGCUGGGCAGCCAGAUUCUGAUAUGGUUCAUAGACCUGUAAAUGAGAAUGACAUAUUGCUAGUGCAUAGAGAUUCUAUUUUUAGGAGCAGUUGUGAAGUGGUGUUUAAAUCAAACUGUGAGAAACUUAAGCAAGGUAUUGCCGUGCGUUUCCAUGGGGAAGAAGGCAUGGGACAAGGAGUUGUUCGGGAAUGGUUUGACAUAUUGUCUUCUGAAAUUAUCAAUCCUGAUUAUGCCCUUUUCACACAAUCAGCAGAUGGAACUACGUUCCAGCCAAACAGUAACUCCUCAGUCAAUCCAGACCACCUGAACUAUUUCAGAUUUGCUGGCGAGAUUCUGGGACUUGCACUUUAUCAUAGGCAACUGGUCAACAUUUACUUCACCAGGUCGUUUUACAAGCACAUCCUUGGUAUCCCAGUAAAUUAUCAGGACGUGGCCUCCAUUGACCCAGAAUACGCAAAGAACUUGCAGUGGAUUUUAGAUAAUGAUAUUAGUGACCUGGGACUGGAACUGACUUUCUCCGUGGAGACUGAUGUGUUUGGAGCUAUGGAAGAAGUGCCCUUAAAACCAGGAGGGGCCAGCAUACUUGUUACACAAGAGAACAAGGCAGAGUAUGUCCAGCUUGUUACUGAACUUCGCAUGACAAGAGCCAUUCAGCCACAGAUCAAUGGAUUUUUACAGGGCUUCCAUAUGUUUAUACCACCAUCUCUAAUACAGCUGUUUGAUGAGUUUGAACUGGAGCUGCUUCUCUCUGGCAUGCCUGAAAUUGAUGUAAAUGACUGGGUGAAGAACACUGAAUAUACCAGUGGCUACGAGAGAGAUGAUCCAGUCAUUCAGUGGUUCUGGGAGGUUGUCCAGGAACUUACCCAAGAAGAGAGAGUGUUGCUUCUCCAGUUUGUUACUGGCAGUUCCAGAGUACCUCAUGGCGGCUUUGCGUACAUUAUGGGAGGAAGUGGGCUGCAAAAUUUCACUAUUGCAGCUGUGUCAUAUACAUCAAAUUUGUUGCCAACUUCUAGCACAUGCAUCAAUAUGCUUAAGUUACCUGAAUACCCAAGCAAGGAAAUCCUAAAGGACAGGCUUCUUGUGGCAUUGCACUGUGGAAGCUAUGGCUACACAAUGGCGUAAUGAAGAAAGAAAAACUCAUCUGACUACUGAUGCGCAAUUCAGAGUGGCAGAACCAAUUUAGAAAACUGUCAAGAGGAAAACAGGCUUGAUACUGCCCACGGGCAGGGCUGACUUUCAAAGAUUUGUAAAGUACCUAUUUUCUUCAAGAUUAAGUGUUGUUUGUGUGGAUGUGUGAUUUGAAAAGCAAGGGGAAAAAAAAACCAUAGACAGUUCUCCCUGGCGCAUCAUGCUCUUCUGAUUUGAAAAACAAGCCACGUUUUUUUUGUUUUUAAACAAAACCACUCUUUUCAUGGAUGCAUUCAGUUUGUGUGAUCUGUUUAAUUACUGCAACAAAUUGCUUUUAUAAAUUAUUAUUUUUUUUAUGAUUCAUUUAUUGAGGAAGGAAUGAUUGCACAGAGUAUGUACGUUUACAAAAAAUCUUGUAAAACCUGUAAUUGUUUUUUUUUUUCUUCCCCUGUGGUUUUAACAUUUUAGUGUUUAUAAGCUGUAAAAGUGAGUUGUUUUGUUAUCAUUCUGUACCGCUACCAAUAACAGAACUUCAUUUCAGUUUAUAAACAUUUUAAUUAUUUCAUGCAGUUUUUUUGUUUUUUUUCCCCAUACGUGUUUAAACUGUUCAUCUGUUUUCAUUUUACAGCUGGUCAGGAAAAAGAACAGCCUUGUUUUACAUUUAUGUGACCUUUGCUGUUAUACUUUGUUCUGAAUUGUUUAUACAUUGGUUGUGCAGAUCUGAAAUGUAUUUUUGUACAAAUCAGCUUGCUAUAAUAAAGUAUUUUAUAAACUUUU